Messenger RNA from Erpetoichthys calabaricus (reedfish), 2765 nucleotides. Its product is annotated as tripartite motif-containing protein 16-like. The coding region runs from base 420 to 2294 and encodes 624 amino acids. The record is from RefSeq and is a predicted model, not a curated record. The transcript is spliced from 8 exons. Lineage: Eukaryota; Metazoa; Chordata; Cladistia; Polypteriformes; Polypteridae. Gene Ontology annotation, molecular function: zinc ion binding; protein binding.
ACUAAUAAAGAAAACCAGCAUGGCGACAUGCAAAUUUGUUUCUACUGACUGAUGUGUUGUGUUUUAUUUUCAUUUUAUUUCAUUUGUAAAUGUGCACUGAGCUCUGAGUCUGUCUAAAGUGGACUGCAGUGUAUAAUAAAUAAAUAAGAAAUACUGACGUGAAUUAUACUUUAGCAGACCCCCUGUGACAAGUCAUCUCUUCUGUCACUUUGUGGUCUUCACUCUCUGAGCUCCUGUCUCACAUUAACUGUUCACCCUCAGUGUCUCCUCAGAUGUUCUCUCUGUGAGCUCUCAGCUUUCUCAUUAAAUCUCCUCCUCCUCCUCACUGAGCAAAGACAAACUUUCACUUUUGUUUCUUCACAAGUCACUUCCUUGUUUGUCUGACUGAUUCUCUCUGCCUGCCUCUCCUCAGACUGACGAUGGCUGAAGCCCAGCUGUUUGUAUCACAGGAUGAGUUCACCUGCUCGGUGUGUCUGGACACCAUGACUGACCCCGUCACCAUCCCCUGUGGACAUAAUUUCUGUCUGAAGUGCCUCACGGACUACUGGGAUCAGAGCCAAGUAUGCAGCUGUCCUCAGUGCAGACAAACCUUCAUGCUGAGGCCUGAACUGAAGAGAAACAAUCUACUGAAUGAAGUCAUCAGGAAAUUAAAGAAGAAGGCACUCAGUCCUCCUCCUCCUCCUCCACCUAAGAAUUAUGCUGGACCUGGAGACGUGGAGUGUGACUUCUGUACUGGGAAGAAGUUCAGAGCGGUGAAGUCCUGUCUCACCUGCAUGGUGUCCUGCUGUCAGUUUCACCUGAAGCCUCACUAUGAACGAGACGCCCUGAAGCACCACAAGCUUGUUGAUCCUGAUAGAAAUCUGAAGGAGAAACUCUGUGAGAAACAUCAGAAACGUCUGGAAAUAUUUUGUAAAACUGAUGAGACGUGUAUCUGCUUGAUGUGUGUGGUGACUGAACAUAAAAAUCAUGAAAUGGUCGAGCUGGAGACAGAAAGAGAAAAUAAAGAGAAACAGCUGGGGGCGACACUGAGUGACAUCAAUAGGAGACUUGAGGAGAGAGAGAAGACACUGAAGGAGACGAGGAGGAGGAUGGACGAAAUGAAGAUGUAUGUGCAAAGAGACGUGGAAGAAAAUGAGAAGAGCUUCACUGCUCUGAUACGGUGCAUUGAGGAAGCCGACAGGAAACUGACUGAGAGGAUCAGAGAACAAGAAAAGAGAGAAAUGGAGAAGGCUGGAGGAGUCAUGGAGCAACUGGAGAAGGAGAUUGAGGAUCUGAAGAGGAGAGAAGCUGAACUGAAGGAGCUUUCAGAGACCAAGGACCAUCUCAACUUCCUACAGACUUUCUCAUCUCGCUGUGGCCUUCCUGCUGAAGGAGACUUGCUGAGCUUCACUGUCACCACUGAUUUCUCAUCUGAGAACCUGAGAAAGGAGCUGUCAGGUCUGAAAAAGAGUCUGGAGAAGAUCAGCCGGGAGGUUAUCAUGACAAGGACACCUUCAGGAGCUCCGCACCUUAAACCAUCUGUGCUGGGCAGGCUGCUAGGACACCAGCGUGUAAAACUGAACAAGAGUGGAGGAGCCCGUACUGGCCAUGAUACAGCUCCAGGUGUGCCAGGACUCACCGCGCCUCACAAUGCUCACCCGCUACGAGGCCCCAUGUUUCCAUGGCAGCGCCUUCAACGCACAAACGCUCAUGAAGCUCCAGUUUUCUCCCUCCAGCCUCCUGAACCUCAGAGCAGAGAUGACUUUUUAAAUUACUUCUGUCCCCUCACACUGGACAUCAACACGGCAAACAGAGAGCUCCGUCUGUCUGAAGGGAACAAGAAGGUGACAUGUGAUGGGAUAAAAGCCAAAUAUCCUGAUCAUCCUGACAGAUUUGACUGCUGGCCUCAAGUUCUGUGCAGAGAGGCUCUGACUGGGACUCGCUGUUACUGGGAGGUGGAGUGCAGUGGAGACUUCAUGGAGAUUGGAGUCGCAUAUAAAGGACUGAGCAGGAAAGGAGGGGGCGAGGAGUGUGGCCUUGGAAUCAAUGAUAAGUCCUGGUGUUUGCAGUGCUCUGAUUCCCAGUACUCUGUGCAUCACAAUAACCAGGAGACUGAAAUCAGCGCCCCCUACAGCCCCAGAAUAGGUGUGUAUCUGGACUGGCCUGCUGGCUCUCUGUCAUUUUAUAGCAUCUCACACACAAUGACCCUCCUGCACAGGUUCAACACCUCCUUCACUGAGCCCCUCUAUCCAGGGUUUUAUCUUGAUCCUCACUGCAGUGUAACAAUCAGCCAUCUAACAACAUGUGACCAAUGACCAGUACACUCCACCGGUCAUUUGAUGUCCCCACAAGCGCAGGUCCUCUUUGUGUUUGUAGUUUGGGAUUAAAAUUAAAUUUACAAGAAUCAGCACCUCUGUAAUUGAAUUUCUGGAUGAGAAUGAGGCGAGUGCGGCUGUCAGGGUCUCCAUUAUUAUUGGGUUUGAGCAGCCAAUCAGGUGUGUGUGUCAUAAUGAGGGGCGGUGACACCUCAGACCUACAAAUACCAGUCUGACCAGCGGGGGUCACUGUUGAUUCACAGCCACAUGUCCUUCAGGCUGACACCCCAACAACUACUGAGGCCCCCAAGUGUCACUGAAUGUCAACUGUUAAGUAGGACAGGCAUGUGGUCCUGCUGGAUCAGCACAACUGAAAGGCGCUAUACAGACUCAGUAUGGAGAGAUCUUGAAUAGUGACUAUAUGUAGGAGCAGAGAGUGACAGAUGGGACUGGAGUGUUGUCUCCUCACCA